Molecule: messenger RNA, 611 nt
Organism: Glycine soja
Lineage: Eukaryota; Viridiplantae; Streptophyta; Magnoliopsida; Fabales; Fabaceae
Exons: 1
Coding region: 75-332 (85 amino acids)
Source: RefSeq, a predicted model, not a curated record
GGGGGACACAGGGCAUUGUUUGAAGUAACUAGAAAACACAAAGCAUCUCUAGCUAAUUACUAGUCGUUGAAUCCAUGGCUCCCCCAGCAGCAAAGCUAAGAGAGAUUGGUUUGGAAGGCUUUGCUCUAUGGUGCAGAGGCAGAAGGGCCAGUAGCAAUAAUGGGGUAUUUCCUGCAUCACAAGGACGUUGGGUGGUUCAAGUGCCCAAUGAUGAGAUGGAAGAGCUUGCCUUGAAUAGCAACCAGGUAGCUGCUCGCUUUGGUGGGAUAAUGCUUCUCAAUUGCUUCAAAGGAACACAACAUAGUCGUUGUGGUACACCAAUUCGUACUUGAAGUCUCAUAUGUUAUUAGCUUCAAAUGCGUGCCUCUAUAUAUGACUAUAUAGGCAAACUGCAAAUUCUGCUGUGACUGUGGGACUACAUUUUUAAGUCCUGUUAGUUUGAGGUAAAAUCUAAACUUGAGUAUAAGAAGUCAUAAAAGUAUCUCUUCUACUGUGAGUUUUUUUUUUUUUUUUCCUAAUGUCAAUCUACCUGUGAGUUUGAUCUUUCAUGUUAUGUAAAUGUGUGCAUAUAAAAUAAUAAAUAACUUAAUUAUUAGUAUUUGUUUCGUAUA